Messenger RNA from Lethenteron reissneri (Far Eastern brook lamprey), 5513 nucleotides. RefSeq names its product glucagon-like peptide 1 receptor. NCBI's taxonomy places the organism in Eukaryota, Metazoa, Chordata, Hyperoartia, Petromyzontiformes, Petromyzontidae. Gene Ontology annotation, molecular function: glucagon receptor activity; peptide hormone binding. The record is from RefSeq and is a predicted model, not a curated record. Gene Ontology annotation, cellular component: plasma membrane. Gene Ontology annotation, biological process: cell surface receptor signaling pathway; adenylate cyclase-modulating G protein-coupled receptor signaling pathway.
GCUAAGCAUUGUAUGUAUUUCGAACUUAUUUCGCAUCGUACGUAGCCAACCGUGCUAAUUCAUAUUGAGUAUGAAGAUGCCUCCAUCGGGGUGAAGGUUACCAAAAGGGUGCCCGUAAUCCGGUUCGCAAGCCUCCACGUGUCGGUCGGGUGGGUACCGUUUGAGUUGAAGACGCGCGGUGUCGCAAUAGCGGUGACAUUGCAAUAGGGGAACCCGUCACCGAAGCGAAUUCACAUUCACAUUGUCCCCGCGAAUCACCUGUCUCUCCCAUCUGUCCACUCGCAUCCGUCCGGUCGUAAACCUUCCACACGAACCCCUCUCUCUGCCGCAAGUCUCCACCAGCCCCUCUCGCCCCCCUCGUGCACUUCUCGUCUCCUCCAAACAAACAAACAAAAACCCGCGGUCACCUUCGCUCGCAGGCGCUCAGUCGGUCGUCAAGCUCCUCGCGAGAGGAGCUGCUGCUGCUGCUGGAAGAUAAUGGUCGUGGCCGCGUUGGUGACCGUCGCUUGCGUGAUUUGCUGCUAUUCCUUGAAGGCGUCUGCCUCUCUGCUGCAAGACACCUUGCAAAGAUGGUCAAGCUAUGCCAAGGAAUGUCAGCAGUCACAUGACAGCGAACCGUUACUCUCAGGCGUUUAUUGCAACAGGACAUUUGACCAUUAUGCUUGCUGGCCAGACAGCUUGCCAGAUACAAAAGUGGCGAUACCGUGCCCAUCCUACCUGCCUUGGAUAGACAAAGUGGAAGGAGGAUACGUUUACAGAUAUUGCACUCGUGAUGGCACCUGGUUAACUCAAGACAACGUGACCGCGGCAUGGAGAGACCACAGCGAAUGUUUGGAUGAUGAGAACAAUAUCUCCACUGAGGGAAAAGAGACGUAUCUUCUUCAUACCUUACGUCUGGUUUAUACCACCGGAUACUCGGUCUCCCUCGCCUCCCUCGUGGUGGCUAUGGGAAUUUUGAUCAUGUUCAGGCGGCUACACUGCACAAGAAACUACAUCCACAUGAACUUGUUCGCUUCAUUCAUCCUCAGAGCCAUUUCCGUUCUGCUCAAGGACGCUGCUCUCACACACAAUUACACAAAACGACUCCAGAACGCCUCCGAUUGGCUGGGCUAUUUUGGAUACGAAGGGUACACAGGAUGCAGAGCUACUCACGUUUUCAUGCAAUAUUGCAUUGGCGCCAACUACUUUUGGCUUUUGGUUGAAGGCAGCUACUUACACACCCUGCUGACCAUGUGUGUGUUCACCGAAAAGAAACUGAUUGCAUUUUACGUUCUGCUGGGAUGGGGUACACCGAUUAUGUUCAUCAUACCUUGGAUGGUUUCAAAAUUGAUUUAUGAAAACCAAGGGUGUUGGGGAAUUAACACGUGGAUGGGCAUUUGGUGGAUUAUACGAGGACCGAUCCUGUUCUCCAUUGUGGUGAAUUUUAUCCUCUUUGUAAAGAUCAUCAAAAUCUUACUCUCCAAGUUGAAGGCACAGCAGUCAAAGUUUUCAAAUUACAAGAGCAGACUUGCCCGGUCGACGCUCACCCUGAUUCCGCUUCUGGGCAUCCACGAGGUUGUGUUCAUCUUCCUCGCGGAUGAGCAUGCCACGGGAAGAACGCGCUACGUCCGCCUGUUCAUUCAGCUCUCCUUCAGCUCCAUUCAGGGCUUUUUUGUAGCGCUCCUGUAUUGCUUCUCUAAUGGUGAGGUCCAAAGCGAGUUCAAGAAAAAGUUGCAUCUCUGGCACGUGAAGUCAAGGAAGGUAAAUGAGCUGAAGUGCUCCCAAAGUUCCUUCACCUCCAUGAAGAACUUCUCAAUGGAAGGUGGCCAAUUGUUGUUUGAUCGGAGUGGGCUGUACGUUGGUAAGAAGCGCCCGUCCAGGGCAGAGCUCUUGCACAGCAAGGAAGCAAAGCGUCGUGAAGGCAUGGGCAGCACCACCACCAACAGUAACCUGAGUGACAGUCAAGCAGUCAUCGAAGACACAGUGUGAGAUGUAGAUCAUACCACUUCAGCCCAUAUGACAAGGGUUCCGUUAAGCUACAUCGUGCUGGAUGAUAUGGGGGGGGGGGGGGGGGGUUCCAAUUUGUUGGAAUAUACAAAAACAUAUCCCGGAAAUGUGGAAUUGGAUGUUUAAGAGUGUGUAAAUAUUUAUAUGAAAAUUUAAGGGGGUUUUUUUGUUUUGCUCAGAUGACCAAUUAUAAAAUUUCGUGUGAUUUAUUGUUUAUUUAAAGUCUUAAUUCUACCUUUGCACUUAAGCGUAAAUGUUUGAAUUCAAAUGUAAAUUGCUUUUAAUUACUUAAUCACAUUAAUGAUGUUGUUCAAUUACAGUUAAAACAAGCUGUGUGUAUCUAAAUACGUGUGAUCAUCACACUCGCUACUGAGCUGGGUUUAUUUGCAUUGACGUUGGGUUCCCUGUCAUCAAAUAACAAAGUGUACCAUUUACCAUGAAAUAUAAGCGACAGUGCUCGCCGACGCGACUCAGGAUUGGGCCAAUGGUGCGUCACCAUCGGAGUCAAACCGCAUGAGACAGACGUCCGAAUUCCCAUUGCGUCCGUUGCUCGUGUUCGUCGCGUCCGUGAGGUGUGUGGAGGUGAAACAAAGACCGUGGUAACGUUACCCUCCGCCUCGCCGCUCCUCCACCGCGCACUCUACUUGUGGCUGUGCAGCUUUUCAUAUUGGAUGAGCCGCAGUAUCUCGAUGUUGUUUUUAACCCCUGCCACAAAUUCUCCCUCGGUGAUUUUAUCUGCAAACGAGAUUUGUGUGUGUGUGUGUGUAAAAGGCGUUUCGAGACGAUCUCCUUGAGGAGCCCCCACCACCACGUGAUGUUAACUGUGGUGCAGGGUCAACUCAGGACCAACACACACAACGCACUCCUGCUGAAAUAUGCACGAGCAGUAACAACAACCAGCGCCACUGCAUUAUUAUUUUAAAGCUGUAUUACAAGUUGAAUUGCCAGGGUUGGGGAUUUCACAUUUUCUUUUUUGCGAGAUUUGGCUUUUUUAUGGCUCUGGUGGAAAAAAAAAUGUUUUGCCAUAUGUUAGCCCUUAAGGGUUUUCUUGAAAAUAUGUGUGUGAAACCUUCUCCCAAACAGCCUGAGCAUGGCAAGGAUAUUGGCAUACUUUGCCUGACAGAAUGACAACACAUUUGUUCCACAUAUUCUGCACACAGCUUUGUGACAGCUCCCAGUCUCAAAAAGGUGUGAUAUUGUGGUAUCUGUGUUUUUUGUAGUUGUAUUACAUCGGCAGCAGAAAUGACAAGGCAAUUGGACACGGGUUUCAUCCUUGUUUGAAUUCACCAGUGUAGUACAUCCACCAUUAUUUCAUACUUCCACCAUUUGUGCGUGGGGUACGUUUUAUCCAAAUCCUGCUUCCACACAGUGGGGACAAAACCUAGCACUGUUGAGUUGCCUUAUGAUUCUAAAUAUAUAUAAAAUAAUAAUAAUAGGCAAAGCUUCAGCCCUUUUGAGCUGGUGGCUAUUUUAAGGCUGUGUGCAGAUUGCAUGCAUGAAUGGUCAUGUCAACAUCAUAGCAUGCAAAACGUGUGUGUGUCCUGUCUUGUUGUCUUGACACGCGUUUUGUGUUAUAAUGAUUGUAUCCGGUCUUCUCGUUCGAUGCUUAGCCUCUCUGGCUGGCGAGCAUACCUCAAAAUGUAUAGUUUCCAUAAAAAAAACCAUAAUGCCACUUUACUUUUAAAAAAUCUACUUUAUGGAUACAUAUUCUUAGGUUUUUUCGGUAAAGUCACUUAGGUAAAACAUUAAAAUUAAUAAAUUUUAAGAAUAUGAAUCCUUGCAGUCACGAAAGCUUCAAAUCUAGAAUUUAUGGAUACAAUUUCACGAUGAUCAGCCUCUUGAUACUCACUUGCUGCUCAUGACAAUACAGGGCCCAAAACGCCUGAAAUGUGACUUGUUAGUAACUGGGAGCAGGCUUUGCACACUUUCUAGUACCUUUAUUGUCACAGUCUUCCUACAGUUUCUGGAAAUGAGAAUGGCAUUGGAAGAGCUGGUGUGCUUGCAUUCACCCCAGAGUCUCAAAAACCAAAUUGCAGGAAUAAAUCAAAUACUGCCCUCCAAAUUCGAGGGCCUCAAUCUCAAUUUUAGUUUGUAAAAUCGAAUACAAUAUUGUACUAUUUAGAUUCAGCCCAAUUACAAUCCCCAGCUACCAAACUUUUGUAGGUGUAGGUUUUAAGAGAAAAAUCGAGAUAAACCAAACUUAUGUUCUCUAACAAACAAAAUAUUGGUUUUAACGAUAAGCACAGAUGUGACUAUUUCGUCGAGUUUCAGCGUUCCAUCCCUUCUAGAACACAAUUUACAUUCAGUCAGCACUCACUUAUGUUCAGCUAUAUGUAUUAAAUGACAAGGUGUAUGGAUUUAGAAAUAUCAGAAUCUACAGUGAUGUUAAUCUAUAGAAUCUACAGCGAUGUGAAUCUGAUGUGCAUAUAUAAAAUGUAUAGUAAUGCGACUACGUAAUCUAGAAAAGUGUGACUGUAUAACAUCUAUAGCGGUCAUCUACGGCGGUGUGAUUGUAUGGAAUCUAAUUGGGGAAAAAAUGUCCGUUACCCUGAAGUAAUUUUCGGUGAAACAUCACUCUUACGGGAAUAGUAAUGGCGAUUUAAAGAACAUUUAAUAUUUUAGUUGAGCGCUGAGCAUCGUUAAGUGUUGCUCACCGUUUUCCUUUUUGCCAAAAAACUUCCACAGCUUCUCUGUUCGUUUUUCAGGAGAGUUUUCGUCUUCCGGCAAGGUCUUUUGCUCUUGCAGUGGAAUCAUCUUAAAUAUCGCCUGAAAACACACACACACACAUUUUAAAGUAGAAAUACUUUACUCUACCACAGUAGGUGGCUGGACCAAAGCAGCCACAGUAAGAUUGAUGAAAAAUAUGUGCGAAUUUUGGUGCACAUUGUAUCAUUGUGUAUUUUAGUAUUCAUGUAUGUUGAACUGCUUCUUGGUUCUUUCGGUAAAGUCACGUAGAAGGGAAAUAAUAAAAUAAUAAAACAUUCUAAAAUAAAAUAAUAAAAUAAAUUUCUUUCUUAUUUUAUUACUUCCCUUCUCCGUGACUUUACCGAAAGAACCAAGAAGAUGAUUCCCUGCAGUCACGAAAGCUUUAAAUCGAAAAAUAUGUUGAACUUUUUUGUGUUUGUGAAUGUUGAACUGCUUUUGCACCGUACGUAUCCAACCGUGCUAUUAUUGUGAGCAGUAUAAAAAAAUACUCCACAAAUACUCCACAAAUCUGUCUGUCUGCCUGAUGAUGCUAGUUGUAAUUACUGGCGAAACGUCGUACUCGGAUUGUAAAUGUUGUGGAUUUUCCCUCCAACACACCGGUGUGCUGUACUAGUAACGAAUUGGCACGUUCUGUUUACGCGAAAAACCUUCCUAAUUGGCUGUGUCGGGUGGUGGCGGGUUUAACGACACAUUUAUAUUUUGCGAUCUAACCCAAAAAUAACCCUGUAUUAUGGAUUAGAAAAAAGUAUUUUGCUGUGUUCUAGUUUUGUCUUAAAAUCACUGGUAUAAUUUUUUUAAAUACACAUAUAUAUGACGGCUAC